This is a messenger RNA of Laccaria bicolor S238N-H82, 2163 nucleotides long. RefSeq lists its product as uncharacterized. Bases 1 to 2163 code for a protein of 720 amino acids. The record is from RefSeq and is a predicted model, not a curated record. Lineage: Eukaryota; Fungi; Basidiomycota; Agaricomycetes; Agaricales; Hydnangiaceae. The transcript has 7 exons.
AUGGCUUCCACUUUCACCAUCUCCGCUUUUGAUCAUCCCAUCAAGUCUGUUACCGUCUUCAAGUCGUCAAAGGCUGAGGUUGUAAGAUCUUUCGACAUUAGCUUGAAGAAAGGUCGAAACAAUGUGGAAAUACGUGGUCUCUCCAGUUUCAUUGAUACCCACUCUGUCCGCGUAUCAGGUCUUGGCUCGGCUGCUCGUUUGCUCGAUGUUGCGUGCACCAUUGCCACGAGUAAAUCUGCGUCUUACCUUCCUGACUCGUCCACCGAAGUCAUUCGGAAGCUGAGAGUCCGGAAGAAUACUUUGGAGAGAGAGCGAACGCUAAGAAACAACGAGUCACAGCUGUUGCUAGCGUAUGCGGGGACACUGGGGGGGGAGCAUGUCAACCCGCAGCAGAUGACGGCAUUUCUAGAGGGUUUUAUGCAGCAGGGAAAGAAGAUCAUUGAAGAAGCUUCUCUAAGUGAGCAGAUAAUUGAGCUUGAGAGGCUGAUUGAGGCUGAGAACGAAAAGUCCACCUCCAAGCGAGGUACCACCGACGGAAAAGUCAACAUCGUGCUUGGUGCUGAUGAAGAUUUCAAUGCUGAAAUCAAGCUGACGUAUAUCGUUUCGAAUGCAACCUGGGAGCCGACCUACGAGCUGCAUGCGACUACAGAGAACGGGAAGCCGUCCAACUCUGUUGCGCUGCACUACCGUGCUCGCGUCACUCAGAGCACCGGUGAAGACUGGAAUAACACUUUGCUCACCUUGAGCACCGUCACUGGGACGACAACCAAGGCCAUUCCAAAACUUCGCGCGCUCAAGCUCCACCCUUCGAAGGCAACUCCCGCUUUCAAUAAUGUGUUUCAGAGACCGUCAGCGUUCAAUAACCAUUCCAAUGUUACCAGCGGUUUGUUCGGCGCUGGCAAUAAUGUUGGCCCUUCUGUACCAGGUUUAUCGUUCAGUGCCAGCAACGUUCCACCGGGAGAGAAAGCGAGUGGAUUCCAGAGUCAACAGGCAGCUUUUGGCUCUAGUGGAGGCUUUGGAUCUUUCGCGAACCAAUCUCAGCAGCGGUCAGCAUUCGGAUUCCCACAAUUUGGGCAGCAAAUCCCGCAACCGCAAAUCCAGCAGUUCCAGCAACAGCAACAAGCUCAGUCUUCCCUCUUCGGACAAUCUCAUUCCACACCAGGUACCUCGUUUGGUGCAGCUCCAUCCCAGCAACAACCUCAACCUUCCCUCUUCGGACAACCUCAUCAACCUCAGCAUUCCCUCUUCGGACAAUCUCAUUCCACACCAGGUACCUCGUUUGGUGCAGCUCCAUCGCCACAAGUACUACCGAUCGACCCCACCCUCCUGGCGCAAUACCAAGCAGAACUCGCCUCUGCUGAAGGGCACCCCCUUCCAGAUGAAGACGAUUUUGAGAACGUGGCUUCCCCAAAUACCACUGGCGUCGAGCCCACGACUGUCGUGGCCGAAACCCCAAUUGCUAUCUCCUACUCCGUCCAGGGAGAAUCAACGAUCCCAAGCGAUGACGUCGUUCAUCAGGUUGUGAUUGCUGUUUUGCCAUUUGAAGCUACAAUUUCCUAUAUCAGUGUCCCUCGAAUUGAACCGAGGGUCUACCUCCAGUGCCAAGUUAAGAAUAGCAGCGAGUAUAGACUGCUCGCUGGACCUGUUACCGUUAUCCUGGAUGACAGCUACGUCUCUAGGACAUCAAUUGAAGAUAUAAAUACAGGCGACAACUUCGACUGCACUCUUGGCGACGACGCAUCCACCAAGGUGACCUACUCGUGUACCUCACGCACCGCCAAAGAAAGCGGGGGUGCCUUUUCCGAGACAACCAACACGACCACAUACACUACCAAGAUAUCGCUUCACAACAAGCAUGCGUUCGUCAUCGACGACUUGAUUGUGAAGGACGUUAUUCCUACAUGUGAUCAGGACAAGCGCACCAAAGUUAUCUUGCGCAAACCAGCGGCGUUGGCGGAAGCCAAGGACAGGCAAAUCGUUGAUUUGAAGACGGAUGGGCUCAGGGUUGGGUGGGAGAAGGUUGCUGAAGGUGGAAAGGGUGGAGAGAAGGAGGGCAAGUUUGAGUGGCGGUGGAAGGUCGGGAGUGGGGCAAAGGUUACGCUUGAUGCUGAGUGGGAGGUUCAAGGUCCUGGGGACUCCCCAACGAGGGUCUUUUACAGUUGA